This is a messenger RNA of Anoplopoma fimbria (sablefish), 3257 nucleotides long. RefSeq names its product cordon-bleu WH2 repeat protein-like 1a (gene cobll1a). Gene Ontology annotation, molecular function: actin monomer binding. Bases 291 to 2342 code for a protein of 683 amino acids. Lineage: Eukaryota; Metazoa; Chordata; Actinopteri; Perciformes; Anoplopomatidae. The transcript is spliced from 10 exons. The record is from RefSeq and is a predicted model, not a curated record.
GCGUCGGCUUCCAGCACGCUGUGUGACGGGACUGCUACUGUGCAGUGAUAAAGAACUACAAACAAAAGGUCAAAGGUGAAGACAGAGAGAGUGUCGAGGCGAGGAGUGAGCUUUUGAUUCAUAAGAAAAGCGUCGGCUGACUUUGGAAGUUGCUCCGUAGUUUGCAAACAUUUGCGGUUGUGACCGUUCGUUUUUGGGGGGAAAUUGGACUGUCAGGUGGCUUUUCAGGAGGUUUACCUGACAUUGCGAACAGCAUCAGAUCUGGCGAGGCUUCUUGACCCCCUGUUGAGAUGGACGACCAGGAGAAUCCACUGGAGAGAGACCACUCCCUGUCUGUGGUUCUGCCGGGGGGGCUGGAGAAGAACGCCACGGUGCAUGGAAGCAAACCAGUGAUGGACUUGCUGGUGACCCUCUGCGCAAGCUACCAUCUCAAUCCGUCCGACUACACCGUUGAGGUUCUCUCCCCCAACAAGAACAACAUCGGCUUCAAACCCAACUCUCCCAUUGGCUCGCUGGACGCGGAUACGAUUGUGCUGAAGCCCAAAGGGAUUGAGGAGAUCAGGAGGCCUUACAUGCCCGAGGCGUCUGUACGUCUGUUGAUCAACUACAACAAGUCCCAUAAGGCCGUGGUGCGGGUGAAUCCCCGGGUGCCCCUUGAGACGCUGCUGCCAGUGGUGUGUGACAAGUGCGAGUUUCCGGUAGAAACAACCGUCUUACUGAGGGACUCUCAGUCCAGAGAGCCGCUGGACCUGACUGAGACCUUGAACGACCUCGGGGUGAGGGAGGUGUUUGCCAAAGACACGGCUGCUAAGGAGCCCGAUGGCCACCAGCACCAACCCAGCACGCCUGAAGCAGGUGUCACGCCAACAGAGGUCAUCUCACCACCUCCACCACAAGACCUGCCAAAGAAGGAGAAGAAACAGAAGGACAACACCGGACUCCUCAGCUUAUUCAGAAAAAAGAAGAAAAAAGGCGAAAUGAGAGGAGCAGGGAGUGUCCCAGCUUCUCCUGGCCGCAACGCACAAGUGGAAGUCGGUGUUUCCUCUUCUAACACACUGCCAGCAGAUAUGCCCAAGAAGAGACGAGCCCCUCAGCCACCCAUGGGCGCGUCCCAGAGCGUCCCAAACAACCUCAGCACCUGUCAUGUCGAAGGAUCACAGAGGUCUGCAGAAUCCACCUUAAGGAGCACCAAGAGGAGGGCCCCACGUCCUCCCUGUGCAAACACUGAGGUUAAAGGGACUCUAGACUCAUUAAACGCCGUUGAGGAGCUGACAGAAAGUGACGAGUCAGACUCUGUAUCACCAGCCUCAUCUUCAUCAUCACCCUAUCCAUCACUUCCGCGUCCCUCCUCAUCCUCCUCGCGUCUGUCAUUCGCUCAUCUCCACGAAAUGAACCUGCCUUCGUUUCGAGGGAAGGACCUUUCCGACGCCCGCUGUGCUCUCGCCAAAAUCCUGACAUCCUCUGUUUCCAAGGGAACCCUGGUCAAGCAUUUGAGGAAUUCUGCCAGCUUCCCAAAGUUCUACAACGGCUCCUCCUUUAUGACCCAGAGGUGUUCAGAUAACGGGCUCUCAUGUGCACAACCUGAACCCGUCUUUACGUCCAAACUCCCCACCGAGCACGAGUGGGAGGAUCCCCCACAGAGGAGGGGAAUGACCACGUUCAAGGUGGUUCCCUCGAAGAUGCAGAAGACCCCCGAUACAGAACUCACUCCGGACCAGAUAACAGUAGAAGAAGACCCUGAGAGUGAGGCUUCUCCUGAGGCUGAGAGAAAUCCAACUGAGGCUGAGGGGGAUCCACGUUCUCCUGACGGAUCAGAGACUGGAACACCUUUGCAGAGUCCAGAACCAUCCUUUCAGGAGAUUCCUGAUUCUACUCCGCCUCCGGAUGAUUUAGAGAUCCAGGAGGGUCCAGGCUCACCUGUGUCUGAGGUCGGGGACACCGUUGAAAAUCCGACCGAAGAGGAUGAACCUGAAGUCACAUCUGAGGUGACACCAGCAGACUGCAGUGAUGGAGAAGUUACCAGUGAGGGUCAGGAGGAUGAGACUGAAUGCCAAAGCCCCACCGAGAUGUCUGGAAGUACAGACAUGGACCGUUGUGGUUCAUACACUGAGGAGAAGGAAGAAGAAGAGGAGGAAGUGGUACAGGAAGAGGAAGAAGAAGGGGACUGCUUCCCUCCCCCUCCUCCACCUAUCUUAUUUGAUGAACACAUAGAGGAGGAAGAGGAGGGAGAAGAUAGGACAACUUCCUCUCCGCCAUCUUCUCUGCCAACAAGUCCUACCUCCAAUGGGCAAACUCAUGCAUUCAGCAAGGACCAUCAGCCCACUUCUGGCCACGCCUGCUGAGCCCACAGUGGCACCGAAACCUCAGGAUAAGACGAGUGCGGCCCGGUCCGGAUUUGCACAGGCAGUGGCAUUGGGCGUGCAGAGGUCCCGUCUCCACAGCGGUGGGAAAGGUUUAGGCCCCCAGGCACCCGAGGGUUCGCACAGUACACUUCCCUCACCACCCAGGUCCACAUACCAAUACGGUGCCUGACCGGCUUCCUCACAACUCUUUGAACAGAAGUCCUUGUUUAGGUUGAGGAACAACAGCGAGGACACCACGUGAGCUCCAAAUAACUUAAAAAAAGGUCAGCUGGAUAAUUUGGAAAAAAUGGAGACUGCAUCAGUUUUUAUGACGACGAGCAACUUGACUUGGUUUCUAUGAUUUGUUUUUAUUAUUUAUCUAUUUUUGUGAAAGACACCUUGUUGUCCAGUUUUAUGUUGAACAUUUUCCGUUUUCAUGGAAGCCAAACAUACAGGACACGAGUUGUUGAAGGGACAACAUCCUGUUUUUUUUUCUUUACCUUCCUAUUUGAAUUUUCACUGAAGACGUGCCAAGGGCGGACACACAGUUUUUGUUUGUGUGAAACAAAAUAAAUUAACUCUUAUUGGUACAGGUUUAUUCUGUGUUUGUGCCGCAGUUAGUUUUCUCCCUCGGGGGUGUUUAGUUUAAUGCUUUGAGACAUGAAGAAUGCAGUAAAACUUUUUCUUUUUUUGCCACCAGGUGGCAGAAGAGUAUUGUUUCUAAAGAAAAAAUAUAUAUGGACAAUAUUCAUCUGUGAGGUUCAUCAUAUGAGUUCUGGUGGAUGCAUCACAUUAUGUGACACAUUAUGUAUUAUUUUAAAAGAAAUAUUGUUUUCUAAUAACUGAGCUUAUAUGAAACGUUAUUCUAAUAUUUAAGUCUAUUGAAUGUCUGUCUGUCACGUCCAUUUCAAUUUU